AUGACUUCUUCACCUUCAAGCUCCACAGCCGACAACUCUCCGCCGCAGACGGCGGCGGGGAAGAAACGGAAGGCUGGCCGGAAAAAGUUUCAGGAGACACGCCACCCGAUUUUCAAAGGAGUCCGCCAGAGAAAUGGGAAGUGGGUAUGCGAGCUCCGGCGGCCGAACAAUAAAAAGUCAAGCUUUUGGGUUGGGACCUUCACAAGCCCGAAAAUGGCGGCCGUCGCGUACGACGUUGCUGCAUUGGCUCUUAAAGGCGAGUCCGCGUCGCUCAAUUUUCCCGAGUUGGCUCACUCGUUCCCGCGAGCUACAUCAUCGUCAGCCUCCAUAAAUCAUAUACGUACGAUGGCGGUUGAGGCUGCGGAGGCGGUUUCAUCGGAUGGCAUAUUGUCGAUUCCGUCUAAUCUAUCAUCGUCGUUGUCGUUGUGUUCCUCUUCAGUGUCGGGGGAGAAGGUGGUGCCGGAAGGCUCUUCAAAGAGGUUGUUUAUUGACGAGGAGGAGUUGUUUAACAUGCCGGCGAUUAUUGCCGGCAUGGCGGAGGGACUGAUUUUGACACCGCCGGGAAUGAAGAGGGGUUUCAAUUGGGAAGAGUGUGAGAAUACGACGGAAUUGUCGCUGUGGAGUGACGAGUGAGGCCAAAAUUAUUAGAGGUUGGAAUAAUGUGGCGGGU
Molecule: messenger RNA, 670 nt
Organism: Momordica charantia (bitter melon)
Lineage: Eukaryota; Viridiplantae; Streptophyta; Magnoliopsida; Cucurbitales; Cucurbitaceae
Source: RefSeq, a predicted model, not a curated record